UUUUAGGUUUGGUAUACUCAUCUGAGUUGUUGAUAAGCCCUGAUUUAUUACUCCACCGCUUUGUGGUUCUUUUUCAUGUUUCAUCUCUUUCUUGGAGCCCGCCAGAGUUUGGAGCAAUCACUUGGCAGGCUACAUAGUUCAAGAGAAAGCUCCGCAAUUCUUGGAUUCGGAUACUUUGUUCAUUUAGAUUGCAGAUGCGAGUCACGAGGUCACCGUCGAAGGUCGUCAGUCAAGCUCUUAAAAACACCUUCGAGACCUAUAUAUUGACUGGAGUGAUACCCAGAAUUUGCAACAGUUGCUUCUUUACUCCGGUGGAUACAGCUCUGGGUGUUGUCAAAUAAGUUGCUAUGACGGUGGUACUGGUAACCACAAUGAUUGAAUAGUUGAGGUCGAUCGUAGAUUUGAAGGCUUCAGUUCGCUUGCUAAGCUGCAUUGUUACCCUGAGAACCGAGCACAAGUAAAGGUUC
Molecule: messenger RNA, 467 nt
Organism: Linum tenue
Lineage: Eukaryota; Viridiplantae; Streptophyta; Magnoliopsida; Malpighiales; Linaceae
Source: the annotation of a GenBank genome assembly